UGCUAGUGGAAAAUCAUGUAAGAAACAUAAAAUUUGUGCUUAGUAUACUACUAAUAAUGGAGCAACUGUGUACACACUAAAAGGGAUCUGUACAAUCACAUUUCUCAUUCUAUCCAUCUUCUCUGUAAUCAUUAAUUAUAUAUAUGUAUAUAUAUUCUCAACUUCAGCUGACUCUUUUCUCUUUCUUCUCCGCUGUUAGAAGCAGCUCUUAUUGGGUAGUGUAAAAUUUUUUUGGUUGACUCAGUUGAAAAAAGGAAGCUUUUUGGUGGGGAAGAAUUGGUUGCUUUGCAGAGGAAGUUUGUGUUUCUGGUUGCUGCUAAAGCCAAAUGCAGAUCUUGAAGCAGCAGAAAGUGUGAUUUGUCGGGUUGUGCUUCAAACUCGAAGCUACUAUUAGUGUAAUGGGCUGUGAAUAUUCUAAAUUUGCCUCGUGUUGCUGGACAGGACAGAGUGGCCCCAUUCACGAGGCUCAAAAUCCUGAUGAAGAAAAAGAUGAAGUUAGUGAUUUGCCUGCAUUCCACGAGUUUACGUUUGAGCAGCUCAGGAUAGCUACAUCUGCAUUUGCUGUAGAGAAUAUUGUUUCGGAACACGGUGUGAAAGCUCCAAAUGUUGUUUAUAAAGGAAAGCUGGAGAACCAGAGACCGGUUGCCGUUAAACGCUUCAACAGAUCUGCGUGGCCUGAUUCCCGGCAGUUUUUAGAAGAAGCAAGGGCCGUCGGUCAACUCCGCAACAAUAGGUUAGCAAAUCUUCUUGGCUGUUGCUGCGAGGGUGAUGAGAGGUUGCUAGUUGCAGACUUCAUUCCCAAUGAAACACUUGCAAAGCAUCUUUUUCAUUGGGACACACAACCAAUGAAGUGGGCAAUGCGGUUAAGGGUGGCCUUGUAUAUUGCACAGGCUCUUGAAUAUUGUACAGACAAAGGGCGUGCUCUUUAUCAUGAUCUUAAUGCUUAUAGAAUAUUAUUCGAUGAAGAUGGUGAUCCCCGACUCUCUUGUUUUGGUUUGAUGAAGAACAGUCGAGAUGGAAAAAGUUACAGCACAAACUUGGCAUUUACUCCUCCUGAAUAUUUGAGGACAGGAAGAAUCACCCCAGAGAGUGUGAUAUUUAGCUUCGGGACACUUUUGCUUGACCUUCUCAGUGGAAAACACAUCCCUCCUAGCCAUGCACUGGAUCUGAUAAAAGACCGGAAUCUUCAGAUGCUAACUGAUUCUUGCUUGGAAGGUCAAUUUUCUACAGAUGACGGAACUGAAUUGGUACGGAUUGCUUCAAGAUGUCUACAAUACGAGCCUCGUGAGCGGCCGAAUCUCAAGUCAUUAGUUGCUGCAUUAUAUCCUCUUCAAAAAGAAGCUGAGGUUCCCUCUCAUGUAUUGAUGGGUAUAUCACGUGAUGGCGAAACUAUGUCUCUAUCUCCACUUGGUGAAGCUUGUUUGAAAACCGACUUGACUGCCAUCCAUGAGAUUUUAGACACGCUUGGGUACAAAGAUGAUGAGGGAGCAGCUACUGAGCUUUCAUUUCAGAUGUGGACAGAUCAGAUGCUGGAAACAUUGAACUCAAAGAAAAAGGGUGAUGUUGCUUUCAAGAACAAAGAUUUUAGAGCUGCCAUUGAAUGCUAUACGAAGUUUAUCGAUGUUGGAACCAUGGUCUCACCAACUGUGUACGCUCAUCGGAGUCUGUCUUAUCUCAUGAGUGAUAUGCCACAAGAAGCCCUCAACGAUGCAGUACAAGCACAAGUAAUAUCUCCUGUUUGGCAUAUCGCAUCGUAUUUGCAAGCUGCUUCUCUUUUCACAUUGGGGAGGGAAAACGAGGCACAAGUCACACUUAGAGAGGCUGCCAUACUCGAAGAAGAGAAGAACACAACUUGAAAUUGGCGAAUGGCGCCUCAGAAAUCUAGAGACGCUGUCGAUCUGUCACCUACCAUGUAUGCAAUGGUGAGUAAAUUGUGUUAUAGGUAUGAAGAAUUCUUUCGCAAUAAUUCAAUGCCAUUGGUUCCUAAAGAUACAAGAUCUGUAGGAAAGGAUGGGGAGAAACUCAGCUGUAAUUUUUGUACAGUGCUAUAUGGUUGCUCAACUAUCUAUUUUGUCUUUCCCCUCUUAGGGGUGCAGAUUUUCUACAUGUAAAUUGUGUCUUUUGGUUUUAUUGUGAGGUUAGUUUUACAAUAUUUAUUUUAAGUAUUUGCAACGGAUGUAACUUUUUCUAAUGUUGUAAUCCUUUCCCAAGAUUAUUGCUGUGGUAUUUAGAUAGGGAUUGUAGCUCA
Messenger RNA from Nicotiana tabacum (common tobacco), 2248 nucleotides. Its product is annotated as serine/threonine-protein kinase BSK7. Gene Ontology annotation, molecular function: ATP binding; protein kinase activity; protein binding. NCBI's taxonomy places the organism in Eukaryota, Viridiplantae, Streptophyta, Magnoliopsida, Solanales, Solanaceae. Gene Ontology annotation, biological process: protein phosphorylation; brassinosteroid mediated signaling pathway. The record is from RefSeq and is a predicted model, not a curated record.